Molecule: messenger RNA, 1291 nt
Organism: Pygocentrus nattereri (red-bellied piranha)
Lineage: Eukaryota; Metazoa; Chordata; Actinopteri; Characiformes; Serrasalmidae
Gene: evx1
Product: even-skipped homeobox 1
Exons: 3
Coding region: 1-1269 (422 amino acids)
Biological process (GO): regulation of transcription by RNA polymerase II
Cellular component (GO): nucleus
Molecular function (GO): RNA polymerase II cis-regulatory region sequence-specific DNA binding; DNA-binding transcription factor activity, RNA polymerase II-specific
Source: RefSeq, a predicted model, not a curated record
AUGACGCCCGCCCUAUUAAGACUGACGGCUCGCGAGCACAGAGGGGGCCACGGAGUUUCGUCCCAGAGCGAGCGGCGCACUCUCCACAACACGACCGCCUCUCCGCACGCUUCCCCCUCCGCCAGCGGCCCCCGCCCCCUCCCCGCUAGCUGCAGUCCACCCGGCGCCCCGUGCACACCGCGCGCAUCCGUCAUGGAGAGCAGGAAGGACGCGCCGGCAGCCGCCACGGACUCCGAUGUGUCCGAAUCCGCUGGCGAGCAUCGCGACAAGCUGGCUCACCGCGACUGCCGAAGCCCAGGCGCGUUUCCUCAUUCGCGGAGCAGCACGUGCGGGGAUACGAGGGUGGCCGGCAAGCCGUGCUUGCCGAGCAGAGAGCUCUCUGAUCUGCCCAACAAAGAAGGCAGCGGCUCGGACGCAGAGUCCGACUUCUACGAGGAGAUAGAUGUCAGCUGCACCCCAGAGAGCAUGGACUACCCCGCUGGACAAGGAUGUGAUAAGGAAUCUCAGGGCCUCGGGAAGGAGAGCGGCGCGGACAGUGGGAAGCUGAGCUCGAGCCCCAAUGCCCUCUCCUACGGACCUGACCAGAUGAGGCGAUACCGGACCGCCUUUACGAGGGAGCAGAUCGCCAGGCUAGAGAAGGAGUUUUACCGGGAAAACUACGUGUCUCGGCCGCGCAGGUGUGAACUGGCGGCCGCUUUAAAUCUGCCAGAAACGACCAUCAAGGUUUGGUUCCAGAACCGGCGCAUGAAGGAUAAGCGGCAGCGGCUGGCCAUGACGUGGCCUCACCCGGCCGACCCCGCCUUCUACACGUACAUGCUGAGCCACGCGGCCGCCACGGCGGGCGGCCUCCCGUAUCCAUUCCCGUCGCACCUGCCCCUGCCUUACUACCCGCCGCUGGGCGGCGCGGCGUCGACAGGAGGCGCUCCGUUAAUUGCGGGGCACGCAGCAGCGCGCUCGCUGGAGGGGCUGCGCGUGCUCUCUUCGCACCACCCGUACCCGCGACCCGAGCUGCUGUGCGCCUUCCGGCACCCAUCGCUGUACGCGGGCGCGACGCACGCACUAGGCCCCAGCAGCAGUCCGUGCUCGUGCCUCGCGUGCCAAACGAGCGGAGCUCCGCCUCCUCCGCCACCUCCACCACCGCCGCAUCCCAGGUCAGCGAACGCGGACUUCUCCAGAGCCGAGGGCUUCAUCACUUUCACGCCGGCCGUGCUCAGCAAGCCCACUUCUGUUGCGCUGGACCAAAGGGAGGAGGUGCAGCUGACCAGAUAAAAAGCCGAGAGCUACGCGGACU